AUUCUCCCAAAUUAUUAUUAUUUUAGACUCAAAAAUUAAUUUCAACGCGACCAAGUGCAUUGCACAGCAUAACGUCAUUUAUGUACAGCCAAACUGGAAUAAAACUUUCUUCCCCCCUUUAUUUUUAAGUUUUUCUUUUUUUCUCAUCUUGGAUUAACAACAAAAAUGGCGAAAUCAAUACCACCCAUUACAAGAACAGCUACAGCACCAGUGAUCCCUACCAAAACCUCACCAGAAAGGACGGUCCAACAGCGGUUCAAACUUAAUAAACAAAGACCACUUUACUUUAAACCAAGACUGACACAAUUCGACUUGUCUAACCCGGAUACAUCCAAUGAUACCUUUCGAGGAUUUUACACACUCUUUUGGAUUGCCAUGGGAUUCUAUGUGAUUCAGGCCGUAGUCCGUUGCUAUGAACAAGAAGGUAUAUUACUCUCACUGGGCUUCUUUCGGCUCUUUUCAAAAGACGGCUUGACCUUAUUGAUAUCGGAUUUAACCAUGGUCUCCAUGACCUUGUUCAGUGUAUUGUUCUCCAAGUUGUUUGUAUGGGGGGUUUUACCUUAUGAAACCUUUGGUGUCGUUAUACAACAUACGUGUCAAGCCUUAUUUUUAUUUGUCAACAUUUAUUGGACGUUUUGGAGAAACUGGCCUUGGGUCCAAUCUGGAUUCUUUACAAUGCAUACAAUCGUAAUGAUGAUGAAGAUGCAUUCAUAUACAGCAUUAAACGGAGAUUUAUCACUCAAAAUGAAGCGAUUACGUCAAUUGAAGGAACAGUUACCUAAAUUAAUUUCUGUUAAAAACCCAGAAAAUGAUGGAGAAAUUAGACACAUGGAAGAAGAAAUUAUAUUUUUACAAGAGGAAAUGGUACACGGCAAUACAAGAUACCCUGAUAAUGUAACCGUAGUCAACUUUUUGGAUUAUUUGCUUGUACCUAGUUUGGUCUAUUGGAUGGAGUAUCCACGUACCGAAAAGAUUCGUGUUUGGUAUGUGUUUGAGAAGACAACGGCUACACUGGGCUCGUUCCUGAUGCUUUACGUUACCACAGAGCGUUACAUCCUUCCGAAAUUGUAUGAUCCUGAUAUGUCUGAACCACGCGUUAUUCUGGAGCUCCUGUUCCCCUUCAUGCUCAACUAUCUGUUUAUUUUCUACAUCAUCUUUGAAUGUAUCUUGAACGCAUUUGCCGAACUUAGCAGGUUUGCGGACCGUAAUUUUUAUGAUGAUUGGUGGAAUAGCGUGACUUAUGACGAAUUUGCCCGUAAAUGGAACAAGCCAGUGCAUCACUGGUUACUUCGUCAUGUCUAUGCACAAUCCAUUGAAUCUUACAACCUGACAAAGACUAAUGCGACCUUUGUCACGUUUUUAUUGUCUUCCCUUUUCCAUGAACUCGUGCUGGUGAUUGUGACACACAAGAUACGUUUGUACAUGUUUGUGAUUCAAAUGCUGCAGUUACCCAUGAUUGUCAUUGGUCGCAUGUCCCUGUUUCGAAAUAGAUUUUGGUUGGGUAAUGGUUUCUUUUGGCUGUGCAUGUUGUUUGGUCCUCCAUUCUUGGGGAUUUUGUAUUGUCGUGAAGCCUUUUGGGCAACUUGGUCACAUCCUCGCUUACCCAAUCCUAGCAUUAUUAUAGAAUAGAAAAAAAAUAAAAAGAAAAAGCUUCAAAAAAAUAAAAUAAAG
Mucor mucedo is the source of this 1671-nucleotide messenger RNA. Its product is annotated as MBOAT, membrane-bound O-acyltransferase family-domain-containing protein. Gene Ontology annotation, biological process: ergosterol metabolic process. The transcript has 4 exons. The coding region runs from base 166 to 1629 and encodes 487 amino acids. Gene Ontology annotation, cellular component: endoplasmic reticulum membrane. Gene Ontology annotation, molecular function: ergosterol O-acyltransferase activity. The record is from RefSeq and is a predicted model, not a curated record. Lineage: Eukaryota; Fungi; Mucoromycota; Mucoromycetes; Mucorales; Mucoraceae.